Messenger RNA from Anas platyrhynchos (mallard), 6243 nucleotides. RefSeq names its product RD3 regulator of GUCY2D (gene RD3). Gene Ontology annotation, biological process: retina development in camera-type eye. The record is from RefSeq and is a predicted model, not a curated record. Lineage: Eukaryota; Metazoa; Chordata; Aves; Anseriformes; Anatidae.
CACAGAUUCUGCCCGAAAGCUGGUUAAAUGCCGCCUCGGGUAGCACCUGGGGACCUCAGAGCUGGCUGUAGUCAAACCAGCUUUAACCUACCUCUGUGCUGCAGUCCAGAGAGAUGCUUAGAUGCCCUUGCUGUCCAGAGGACACUGAGCUUCUGCCUUUUCUGGAUAACAUAAUUCAAUCUUUACCAAAGAAGCAAAUUAAAAAAUAAUUAAUUGUAGUAGAGUGCUCCACUGUUUCACAUUCCGUUUUCCCUGUAGCUGCAUCUCCUUAAAACAGCACAAUCAUAAGGACAGCUUGGGGAUGGGCCUUGCCCCUCUUCUUCUAGAAAUCAUUUUCCUUGUAACCCUCUGAUCUGGCGCGUGGAGAGAGGUUGGGUGGGCAUCCUGCAUGAACAAACCCCAUCUCCCUGCUCUGUGACUCCAGUCGUAAGGAGCUGCCACCCACGAGAUGGGGGGGAAGGCAUUUCCCUGCUCCCCAGCCCGGUGUGUCAGUACGCUCUGCCUGGGUGACAGCGGAUUUCCCGGGACUAUCUAUAGCCAGCGGAGUGGCAGCUUUUCCACUGAUGUCACCCAACCUUGGAUUAGGCUCCUACCCAUCCAGCCCCUUAAGUCCUGUCCCACUGUGCUCUGACACGACUGCUGAGAGUCACUAGGGACUGUCAGCAGUCCUCCUGGAGCGGCAGACUGUAAAGGCAAAGCACAGGAGAGUUACCAAACUGAGAACACAGCUUUAUAGAGACAAACUACAUUCUCGCUUUGUCAUAAAUAAGCAUUUCCCACCCUCUGGCUACUCCUUUCCUGUUCUGGAGGGCUGUGGAAGCUGGGAACCAGGAGUGUUAAUGGAAAGGAGUUUUAUUUUACUUAUUUUUUAUUCAGAAGUUUAUUUUCUAGCAUGGCAAACAGGUCCUGCUGAUUGACUCACGGUUUACCAGAGAGCAGCCCUGCUGUAACAAGUCCUAGCAGGUGGUGAUCUGGCCUGCAAGAGCCGAAAAGAGGCUGAUAUCUGUCAGGUUCCAGGAGCAGCCUCCAGCUGGCAGAAUAGCCAGAGAUCAAGCUAUGGAAACAUUCCCUUUUCUACUAAAAGAGCCAGGAAAACCUGAAAUCCUGUUAUGGGAAGGUGAGAAACCCAACGAGGCCUGGGGAUGCCGAUACUUGUGCUGAUCCUUUGGUACAUUCUCUGGAGCAAGAAGAGAAAAUCGCAGGGGGAAAUAUGGGAGAAGGUAAAGAAGGGGAAGAUGGGGAGAAAUUACACAGAACGUGUUGUGGGGAGGGAUUGGAGGAAGCUGUAAAGUAUGUGGGAAGGAGAGACAUGUAGAGUUGUUGCCAACGUGGAGAACAAAAAUGAGAUUUGGAGAGGCAGAAAGCUUCUUUAAAGCUGAAAGGAAACUUCUACAUGAAGAAAGUCUGAGGUACUCACUAACAAUCCCUAAAAAUAGAAGAAAGGCUGCGUGUGAGAGGGAAAGUGAGGUAUUCCAGGCUUCGGUGUAACUUAAGGUGAACGGAUGCUUAAAGUCCUGCAGGGUGCUCGGCCAGGCUUGCAGUAACGGUGUGAGGGAAGGGUUGUCCUGGGGUGGAGUCACCGAGGCAAAAAUCUUGAAACCUAGAGCUGCUCCUGGAGUGGGACUGCCAUGAACCACUCGGGAAUUCUCCUACAUAGCACCUGAGGAGCUCCUCAGGUGCAGGAUAACCUGCUAUGAGGAGCCAGAAAACUGACCAAUUUCAGGACAAGGAAGGUCUGUGUUCAGAUGGGGCUGUGUCUCUGGCCUUUUAAUAAUUUUGACAUGAAUGCUCGCAAAGCUUAAAGCUGUCCUUUUCCCCAAAGAAGGUCAGGCUGAAACUUUUGCCAUCCCUCGGUUGCCCACAUCCUGCCAACAGUCCUUUGAGCCUUUCUAUUAGAAGAGCCAUUUCGAGUCAUUUAAUGAUUAGCCUGCAUCUGAACUUUAAAUUGAAACCAGCAGCUGCAAUUAAUGGAGCCCAUGCUACCUUCUGCAGGCUGCAACGGCCAGCAGGGGAAAGAGUGGAGGCUUGUCAGGCCUGCUAAGUAGAGGUGGCCGGCUUCCAGCUCUCAAAAGGAGGAGGUGAUGGAUGAGAGAGGGGGAAGGAAACAAUCUCAUACAAACAAGGCUCCCUUAGGGACAGCCAGCACAAGCUGCCACCGUGCAUGAAAUGCUUGGACAGGAUUUUCCUUCGUUUGAGGACUGGCCAUUUCAGUUGCAGUUUGUUCCCAGCGAAGACACGCAGGGCGCCAUGUCGCUGGCCUCCUGGUUCAGGUGGAACGAGCCCCCCAGCCGGAUUUCCCAGAGGAACCCCGCCGAGAUGGUGGUUGAGACGCUGAUGAUGGAGCUGAGCUGGCAGCUGAAGCAGGCGGAGAAGCAGCAGCGGGAGCGGGAGAAUGAGUAUCGCAAGAUCAAGACUGGGGUGGACUACGGCUGGCUGGUCAGCUAUCCAAAGCAGAGCUACGACAUCAGCCCGGGAGAGAGGCUGCAGCUGGAGGAUAUGUGCACCAAAAUACACCCCUCCUACUGUGGGCCUGUCAUACUCAGGUUCCGGCAGCUCAUUGCUGAAUACGAGCCAGAAGUGCAGGAAGUGUCCCGGCUCUUCCGCUCUGCCCUGCAGGAAGUGGCUGAGAAGAUCAAAGAGGAGGAAGAGGCCAAGAAGCUGGCCAGGCAGUGGAACACAAAGAACAAAACCAGCCUCUCCCUAACAACGUUUAAAUCCCGGUCCAGGAUUUCUCCGUUCAUCAGCGACAUCAAGACCAUCUCUGAAGACGUGGAACGGGGCACCCAGCCCACCAGGAGGGUUUGGAGCAUGCCCGAAUUUCGGAACACCAAGGAUUACUGACUCUGUACUGAACAAGGUUUUUAGACAGCAAUCUUUCAAACUCCCGGUUAACCCUUUUUUAGCUCCACCAUUUUUCUCUGUUCCAGCUCUCCCUUCCCAUCCGUCUCUCCCAGAAGCUGUGACCAUAGCAACUGCCGCUGACGCCCGUGGUGUGACAAUUUCUGACUAAACACGCUGGCCUUCCCUUUAAUUUAGUAGCACUCGGUAACCUUACGGGCAAGGCUCACUUACUGUCUCCUUUUUAUUUCUGCUUCCUUGUGGAAAAUGAAUUAGUUCUGUGCUGUCUCUGCUCCCUCUCCCCACAGCCUGGAUGUGGUUCCCUACUGGAGCUGUUGCCCUGAGCUGGUGAGCACUGCGGGCUGGAGCUGUCCUGCUGAAGGCAGGGAGGCUGCUUGCACGAGUAAGGCUUGCAAGAUUUUGGGUUUGGGAGAGUAGAACUGAACUUUCUUUCCAGCUAAGAACUCUUCUGAGUGCUGCAGCAGACUUCACAGGUAAAGCCCAGCACUGCUCCUGAUCAGCUUUUUGCUGACAAUUAGCAAUGCAGCCCAAGCAGAAAAAGAGCCAGGCUUUUUGAGAAGGGAGACCAGCUUUAUCCACAGCAACUGGUCUGUGCGUGCUCAGGUUCCUUGGCUGUUUGCUCCCUUGUGCAGGCAGAACCCCUGAACCUUGCCCCUGCAGAGCGGACAGAAGCAGAGCACGAGGGGUACCUCGGUGCUGCAUCACAAGCUGUCCUUGCCCCUUGGUGUGCCCUGCCCUGCCCCCCAGUAACAAGCCACGGGGCUGAGAUUAAUGGUUAUGGCUAAAUCUGAAAGUACUGAUAUCACCCAGGGGUGAAGGGAAUCAGCACUCAUCCAGGGCCCUCCUAGCACAGCUCAGAUCACUUCAAUAUGCUGCUGCUGUGAGCAACUGAAGGGCUGUUCCCUCGGUCUUCUCCUGAGCACUCAGCUGAGAGCUUUCCUGUGUCACAGAGUGAGGUGGUACCGUGACAGAAGCAGCUUUAAUGCAAACCCAGUAGUCUGUAGGCCAGCACCAGUUCUCCUGAGGCCUUGUGUAAACAAGAAAAUGCCACUGAGGAGAGCUUACUGGGGUCCUAGUUCAGCAUCCGCAGGGAAAACUCACCAGGAAAGGAAAGAGUGUCACAGAGUGACCUUCGUGGGUCCUGUAGAGAAGCCAAGGACUAGGAGGAUGCUUUGUGGUGGCCAACAGGAGAUGGGGAAGGAAGGAAGAGAGGAAUCUCCCUGCGUGACUGGCUUCUGGGGAAUCAUCCCAGUGGGAUCCAGCCUCCUGGAGGGCCCUCUAGCUUUGUUGUUCUUUUGCCUGCUUCCAGCUCCUUUCCCCGGGGAUCUUUGCGUCAGCACGUGGCUACUACAGCCAAGAUAAAAUCCUUUGAAGCCAUGCCAACUCUGGGAAGAAUUCCAGCACAUGAAAUUUAUCCUAGAGUAGAAAUGUGCAGUUUCUUUCAGAGAUGGGGGAGGGCACCAUAAAACAAAUCAAGAUGAGACCCUUCACAGCUCUCUGAAAGUCUGUGGGAUUCUGGCUCCUUCUCUUGGCUACCCAAGACUGAGCACGAGGCUUCCUACUAGCACCAGGCUGUAGCUUCUAGCCCCUUGGUGAAUGCUGCCACCAGCACCCCUCCUAGGGCCAGAGCAGAGACUUAUUUCUAAUCAAAAACUCAGGGCUUCCAAAUAGAGUUUGGGAUGGGCUAUUCCACCUCCAGGUCACUGAGGGAGAUUUAAAGCCUUGUGACAAUCAAUCAGCUUGGUGUUGUUCAGCUCUCUGUCCCUGUGAAGUCCUGGGAUUGUGUAUGUGAAGUAAAACAAAGGCUUGACACGCUUGGCACAGCCUUAGCUGCCUAAAAGCUGUGUGAUUUCUGCCAAGGGAUCACGAUUUGCAGAAAAAAAAUGUUUUGAAAAAAAGUUAGGUCUUGAAAAUACAUUUGCAAGCUGCGGAUGGUACUAAAGGCUGAGAUGAGGUCAUGAAUUUCAUGCUACAGCUCUGCAGUCAAUUUUUUUUUUUUAACUCACCUAUUUUGACACCUCCAGUAUUGAGUGCAUUGAUGGACUGCUGGGAGAGAAAGGCCAUUCUGAUCCAUCACCUCACCCUGUUACCGUACAGCGUCUGUGAUGUGUGCACUCUUUCCUAGGGAAAAUCAGGAGUACCUAACUUCCCUACACCCAGGAAAGCCCCUGAAGGCUGUUCACACACAGCGCAGCAGCCUGUGAUGGCGCUGUGUCCCUCAUUACCAACCUCAGCCAGCAGAUAGCAGCUUUACAGUCAGCACAGGGAGACAACUCUGACCUUUGGUCCAAGCCAUGCAUGCAUGGAGGCCAGGCUGGCAGUGCCUGUGAGAGCUGCCAUGCCCCCACUCACCUCUCAUCUCUAUUUCCACAAUAAAAUGUCACCACCCAAGCUUUCAGACAGUUUCACUUUCUCCGUGUACCUCUUCUGCAAGCUGCACGGGGCACACAGGAUAAAGGAAUGCUCAGGCACCAAGCGCUGAGGUUUAUAAUCUCACUACAGGCCCCUGAGUACCCCAGAGGUGUCAAACAAGCGCUGUGCUCACCCGCAGCCAGCUGGUACCGAAGCAGAGCUGGGGAGGGGGCUAGGACGCACUGCUGCACUGUGCUUGUAAUGCCUGUUUGUCUUAGCAAUGCUGUAUACUGACCUAUAAGUGAUCCAUUGGUCGCAGCAACAAAUAACUGCCCAUUUUGCCUUGUCCUAAUUCCCUGUUUUAUGUGGCUAGACGAGAAUUUUACUUUAAGUCAGGAGCAUGCAACUCCUGGUUGUCUCCCCUGCAGCACGGUGGUGCACAGCCCGGAGCGGGAGCCCUGCAGCGCUUUUGGAAGCUCCCCCAGUCAGGCUGCAGCUGCCUGCCCACCCAGCUGGGCUAACGCCUGGCUGAAACAACCCCCCUGCAGCUUGCAGUGUGAGCGCCGCGUCCUUACCAGCACCUGCACUAUGCUGCCCGCUGCUGUAGGCGUGCUCCUGCCCAGCUCUGAGGGACUGCGCUGUGCUGUGCCUCUCCUGGCAGCCCAGGGUCUUCACUCCUACAAAGAGCAGAAAGCGAAAUAGCAGCACAGCACCAUCAGCAACCCCCUGAGUGAACCAAGAAUCUCUCCAAAUCCUCAAUCAGUCUCAAAACUGUUUGAGAUUUUGGUGUCAGCCCAGAGUAUCCGACCUGAAGGGGCUGGCGUUCCUGUCACUGCUCCCUGCUGCAGCCUGCGAGGAGGUGCAGGAGGAGAGCGGUUCCUCGGCGCUACCAGCACGCGGUCAGGCAGCUGGCUCGCCCUGGGGAACGGAGCGCACGUCACAAGAAAUACCUGUCUGCCGAGAGCGCCCUGUUUGUACCUUUCCCCGGGGAACCUUAGAGAAUUAAAGCAAAGCUGUGAGAUGUAAAACAAA